Girardinichthys multiradiatus is the source of this 3661-nucleotide messenger RNA. It is a transcript of the gene ecm2, whose product is annotated as extracellular matrix protein 2, female organ and adipocyte specific. Gene Ontology annotation, biological process: extracellular matrix organization; positive regulation of cell-substrate adhesion. The transcript is spliced from 12 exons. Gene Ontology annotation, molecular function: heparin binding; protein binding; collagen V binding. The coding region runs from base 1016 to 3226 and encodes 736 amino acids. Gene Ontology annotation, cellular component: extracellular matrix. The record is from RefSeq and is a predicted model, not a curated record. NCBI's taxonomy places the organism in Eukaryota, Metazoa, Chordata, Actinopteri, Cyprinodontiformes, Goodeidae.
GCAGGGAGGAUUAAGUAUGGAAGACACAAGACAACAACAGGACUAUAAUCCCGUUUCCACAUAGGUGUACACCUGGGGUCAUCCUGCAGUGUUCUGAUGACAGCAUCAACUGGACCAGCAGUUUACUGCAGGCCUCCAUGAACACCAUGGAGGAGAGAGAUGAGCCAUCAUGUUCAGGGAUGGAUCUCAGGUCCGCUUCAGCACAGGCUGACUCUAUGUGUGCAUCUAGCAGAACAGACCCAGUCCAAGUCCCACCAUGUCCAGGUCCAACACAGGCCUUGUUCUAUUCAGUCAGUUCUACUAAGUUCUACUAAGGAAGGAUCUGUUCAGACACCAACUCCAACCCUGAUCCAAACAAUCUGCUGGAUCUUCAGAUCCAUUUCCAACAGCUGUGGGUCGACCUACGACUGAAUCCCUUUGUGUCUGCAGGCCUGAAGGGGGCGCCACACACUGUUGAUAUGGGACCAUUAGUGGGUCCGUACUGCCAGCUCUGUCUUCUUCUGAUCUUCAGGAGGACUCUAUUGGACCUCAAGGUUUGAGCAAAGUCAACUGAAGGUAGUUUUUGAUCACAUGAGAAUAAUUUGAAAGUUUCUGUGGAGAUCCAAACCUGAGACUUGAUUUAAAACAAGAGAAAGUGACUUUAAUUAAACCGUCUUUCUUCAUCUCUGCAGAUGUAUUUCUGAUUUCUGUCAGGGUUUGAGUUUCCUCCGGAGCAAUCCGUUUGGUUCUUUAGGACCUCUGACCCGACGGUGACCUCUCCAUCAGUUUACUGGCUGUUUUGAAUCUGCUCAGAUUCCCUGCAGCAGGUUGGCAGCGUCCUUUCCCAGGCAGGAAGACACAUGUCUCUCCUUCUCUUCCUCCUCCUCUUCCUCACCACUCUGCUCAGCAUAUCGCUAUUAAAACAGAAACACACUCACGGUUUCAUCGCACAGCGACACACACCUCUCAGACAGCUCGAGGAGGACCAGAGGAGAAGUUCAGCUUCAGCUCCUGCAGCUGCCUUCAAACUGACGGGAUGAGGUGGUGCCUGGUGUGGGCCGCUCUGUGGCUUCUGGUGGUCCUGAUCCUCCCUGACAUUCAGGCCGGGGUGAGACAUCGGAACCACGAGAGGGAGAGACGCAGAGGGAAGAGACGGAGGGACGGGCAGGGUUUCAUUCGGACCAGAGAAGGGCGCUCUAAACCUCUGAAGAUCCGGCUGGUUCCUGGUCCAAACAUCCCAAAGAAACCAGCAGGAAACCAAGGAGACGCUGAAAUCCUGACCUUUUACAGGAACGGCCCGGAUCAGCAGUCAAGCUACAACGUUAUCCCAGGUAAGCAGGCCCAGUGUGUGUACCGCGGGCUGACCAUGUUCGACCUGGCCGUCUGGUCUCCGUCGCCCUGCGUGACAUGUCUAUGCAGUGAAGGACGGGUGGUGUGUGAUGAGAUGAGUUGUCCCAGAAUGCACUGCCCGUCCCCCGCCAACCCUGCAGGGCAGUGCUGCCCCGUCUGCAUGGAGCCAGUUCCCGGUGACCCCAGUGAGCCCAUCGUCCCACUGACCCAAAAGGAGAUCCAGGGCAUUCUGUGGCGGGAGGAAGAGGAGCACCGUCAGGAGGAGGAGCGUCUGAGGAAGAAGGACGAGGCCAGGAAGAAGAGACGGAGGGAAAGGAAGGAGCAGGAGGAGAGGCAAAGGAAGAUGAUUGAAGCGAGGAGGAGGGAGGAAGAGGAAGCUCUAAGGCUGCAGCUGAAGAAAGAGGAGGAGGAGUGGAGGAGGCAGAUAGAGGAGGUGGAAGAGAGGAGGCGCCAGGCGGAAGAGAGCAUGAGAGAAGAGGAAAAAAGGAUAGAGGAGGAAAGAAGAAGACAGGAGGAAGAGGAGCAAGAGAAGGAGGUGAAGGAGGAGGUAGAGGUGUGGCUGAGGGGUGAUGUGUUCCAGAUGCCUCCAAAAAAAGAAGAGAUCCUCCCAUCCUCCUCCUCGCCAAUCCCGACGCCACCUGCUGCAGCACAUGAGCUAAAGGAGGGGGAACCAGGAGAGGUGGAGGAGCAUGAGAUGGAGGACAUUGAAGACGAGGAAGAAGAGGUGGGCAGCAGAGGAAGCCUCCCUGCAGGAUGUGACAUCUCUGAUGUUACUGUGACCUGUGAGAACGCCAAACUGAUCCACUUCCCUCCUUUGAGCGUCCCGGAGCUCAAGUCCCUCAGCCUGGAAGGAAACAACAUCAGCAGCAUCCCAGCAGGAGCCUUCAACGGCAUUCCCAACCUGGAGUGGAUCAACCUGAAGAAAAACAAGCUCACCUCUGCUGGGAUUGAUCCCAAAGCCUUCACAGCUCUAAAGACGCUGAGGCGUCUAUACUUGGAUGAGAACCUUCUAGAUGCGGUUCCUUCUGACCUUCCCUCCACACUGCAGGAACUGAAGAUCAAUGAGAACAAACUGAGAGGAAUAGAUGAAAACAGCUUCCAAGAUCUGAGCAACCUGGUAAUUCUGGAGCUGGAGGGGAAUCUGCUGAGUGAAGGGAACGUCGACCCGCGGGCUUUUGCACCUCUGAUCCAGCUCUCCUACUUCAGACUGGGCAGAAACCAUUUCCGCACUGUUCCACAGGGUCUUCCCAAGUCACUGCUGGAGCUGUACCUGGAGAACAACCUGAUCGAGGAAAUCUCAGAAACUGUUUUUAAUCGGACCACAAACCUGAACCUGGUUUCUCUGAGACACAACAAACUGGACGAGACCAAGAUCGCCCCCAUGGCCUGGUUCAACCACAGGAACUUGGAGUCCAUUGACUUGUCACAUAAUGAACUUUACCUGGUUCCAUCCUACCUUCCGAAGUCUCUGAUCCACUUAGUGCUGGUGGGAAACAACAUAGAGAGGAUACCCGGUUACAUCUUCGCCCACAUGGAUCCUGGUCUGGAAUACCUCUACCUUUCCUUCAACAAGCUGGAUGGAGAGGGAAUCGAACCGGAGUCGUUCUUCGGCGCCUAUCACUCCAUGACAGAGAUGUGCCUGGACCACAACCAGCUGGUCCAUGUCCCGCUCGGAGUCAGUGAAAUGACCAGCUUACACCUCCUCAGACUGGACAACAACAGGAUCAGGAGCAUCCCUGAAGAAAGCAUCUGUGACCCGGACCACCAUGAGGAAACAACUCUGGUUGCAAUAAGGAUGGAAAACAACUACAUUGAUCCCAAGAAGGUGUCACCAUCAGCCUUCUCAUGUUUACGUUCUGCCUCCGGGGUGGUCUUGAAACCUCAGAAAACCAUCUGAGCAGAGGAUCCAUAGAACCAGAGACUAACAGACAUUUGUUUUACACACCGACGUUUAAAGAUUUUGGUUUUGAAUCAGCAGAAAGAAGAAAGAACGUUCCCUCAGAAUCACCUGAUGUUCAGGAACAACAUGACAAGAUGUGAUUUACCGUCUGGGAGAAAGAGCUUUUCUGAUCUGUUUGGACUUGGACAUUGUUACAAGUUGUGAGUAACAUUUUCUGCCACUCAGCCCCUCCAUGACGUUUUGGGUUUGGUAAGUGGUUCCGUUGGGUCAUAUGGACCACCUUUGGCUGUUAGACGAUGACAGAACUCCUCCAGGCUUCAGAAACCAAACACAUCUGUCUGCUUUGGUAAAAUGUAAAGCUCUGUAAAAUGGAAAGAAUCCUUCCUUCGAGGCUGUAAAAUACUAAUAAAAAAUGGAAAGAAUUUCACUGCA